Messenger RNA from Hydra vulgaris (swiftwater hydra), 1038 nucleotides. RefSeq lists its product as uncharacterized. Lineage: Eukaryota; Metazoa; Cnidaria; Hydrozoa; Anthoathecata; Hydridae. The record is from RefSeq and is a predicted model, not a curated record.
AUAAAAUUUACUUCUAGGUGAUUAGUCUUUUUUAGAUAUGUUUAGUUCAAAAUUGAUUGCUAUUGUAUUACUUUUUUGGCUUGCUUCUCUACAAGCUAUUGAAUGGAAUGGCAACUGGGCUUUCGGAUGUGAUUUUCGUGAUCGUGACUUGGCUAAUGCUCAAAUAAAAGGAGCAGAAUGUGGAGGCAGGUGCUCUACCACACCCCAGUGUACUCAUUUUUCCUGGAACAGCUACAAUGGCGGAACUUGUUGGAUGAAAUAUGGGCCUGUCUCAAAAUCUGAUGCUAUUGAAACUAGCGAUAAAGGCAUGGUAUGCGGAGUAAAUACUGAAAGUAAUGUCAAUAAACGUGAUGUUUUGGCUACUAGACAUGUUAAUGGAGGUGGUGAUGCUUGUGCGUUACCAAGUGCUAACUAUAACGUAAAAUACCCUCUUGCGCUCGGUGAUAUAGGAGCGUUAGGAAAACUCAAAUUUACUCCUGAUUUAUGUGGACAUGUUUUGCAAAUCAAUUGUGGAAAUGGAAACUUAGAUGUCAUAAUAACAAACUCUAAUUAUGGCGGUGGUUUGGAUCUUUACUCAGAAACAACAUGGCCAAAAGCUACAAACAAUCUUCCUCCGGGACAAACUUUAUGUUCCGUACAGCUAUCUUCGGCUAACGCAAUUAACGGUAAAGAGUUUCAGUGCUAUUAUAAACCUGGGACUGGUUCAAACAAUCAUUAUUACCGUAACAUUGGACUUCUCAACACGCGCAAUAAAAUUGUAACCAAAGCAACUAGAAACGGGAUACCAGGCGAGCAUAGAGGAGAUAAUAUUUACUAUGCUUUCGAUGGCCGAGGACAACCAAUGCAACCAAACGAAGAAGUCAUUUUUACUUUUAACGACGGAAGUACAUACAAAGUAAAAUUCAGCGACUGCGUUGAUGUCGGAUCAGAACAAAAUUGGAGAUGAAAUGAAAAAUUAAAUUUAAUUAUUGUAUUUGAAGUUACAGUUACAGUUAUAUUUUAUGUAAUUGUUCUAAAAAUAUUAAACCAUUAAAAUAA